CCGUUACGUCGUGACGUCACUCACUUAGAGAACAAACGCCGAAGCUUAGAACGGAAUUUACCGCCGGCAGACGGGAGUAGCAUAAGAGAAAGUCUGAAGCGACAAAUAGCAGCGUGUGUAUGAAAUAGCUAGACAUUUACUUUCAUUUGACCCAUCAUCUGCUUAUAGGACAGGGAAUUGAUUUUAAACAAGAAGAUGGCUGUGAACGUCUAUUCGACCUCAGUGACUAGCGACAACUUGAGUCGCCAUGACAUGCUCGCUUGGAUAAAUGAGUCUUUACAGAUCAACCUCACUAAGAUUGAGCUUCUAUGCUCAGGUGCGGCCUACUGCCAGUUCAUGGACAUGCUGUUCCCUGGCAGUGUGCCUUUGAAGAAAGUCAAAUUUGGUGCCAAGCUAGAACAUGAAUUCAUUCACAACUUUAAAUUAUUGCAAGCUGGCUUCAAGAGGAUGAAUGUUGACAAAAUUAUCCCUGUGGAUAAAUUGAUAAAAGGCAAGUUCCAGGACAACUUCGAGUUUGUGCAGUGGUUCAAGAAAUUCUUUGACGCCAACUAUGAUGGGAAGGAGUAUGACCCGGUGGAAGCGCGUCAGGGCCAGGAGACAGCACCCCUCCCCAACCCCUCCAUGUCCGCGCUCAACAAGCCUAAGAAGAUCCUCAAUGCUGAUGAAAGCCCGUCUCCUAAAACAAGCACAAAACCAGCUGCAGCAAUCGCACCACAGCGGUCAGCAGCCGUGGCCAAGCCCCCACCUAAAAUGGCAUCCGGCUUGGCGCGGAGACCAGGGACAGGCGGUGGGGAUGAAGAGAGGGCCGAGCUCGUUCAGGAGCUGAAUAUAUUGAAGUCAACGAUUCAGGACAUGGAGAAGGAGAGGGAUUUUUACUUUGGCAAGCUGCGGAACAUUGAACUCAUCUGCCAAGAGAAGGAGGGCGAGGGGGACCCCACACUGCAGAGGAUUGUGGAUAUACUGUAUGCCACAGACGAGGGGUUUGUCAUACCGGAUGCUGAGUCAGAGGACCAAGAGGAAUUCUAAGACUGGAUGCAACUUUAAUAUCACCUGUACCCGAUGUGCCCCAUUUCCCACCCGCCAGAUUAUGUUAUGCAUUUGGUUCCAAAUGAACUUUGUCACAUUGUUUCAUCCGCAAACCCCUCCUUCCCCCCCGAUCCUCCCCAAAAAAACACAGCUAUGCUCUCCAGUGGAGUGCUGCCCCCUGUCUCCUGACCUGAGUACAUAGAGCUCUGAGAGGCCCAGCCGCUAGGAGCCUGUCUCUGGGCUCCGGCUGGUAAGCCGUUUGUAAGGUUCCUCUUCGGUUUUGCUGGGAGCUUCUCUCUUGACUGAGGCCGAAGAAGCCUUCGUAAGAUUCAGCUUCAGCGUUGUCUGUCUUCUCUCCAGGGAAGUAGAGUAUUUCUGCCACCUGCACACCUGUCUUUUAAAAAAAAAAAAAAAAUAGUUCCUUUAUCCUAGUACUGUUUCACCUGUUCACUUGUGUAGUUUUUUUGAUACUGCAAAGAGAGACUCACUUUCUAAAUGUAUUGGUCUUAGCUAAUAAUUUCUAAAUGCGCCCACAUUGUUACAGGUUUUUAAAGACAGUGAUGGUUAUUACCUUGGUAAUAUAUAAUUUUUUGUUGUUUUUUUACUUCUGGAGCAAAACUGAUAUAAGGGCGAUUGGACGUCAGACACAUCAAUCAAUGUUCUUUCGGUGAGCCACAGUGUAUGUCAGUGUACAUAAGAUGCAAUCUUUUUUGCUUUCACUAACUACUUUCCUUCUGGGUUGCCAGUAGAGUGGCUUAACCCAAAUUAUGAAGUUAGCCUUGCGCAACACUUGCCGUGAUAAAUCCAAGAGCAGUUAUUCCACCUCCGUAUUCACAUGUAACGGUAUGUCAGGGUGUGAUGUUCAGAUGGUGCAAAAAACACCAAUACUUCAUACUGCAAAGGCUUGGUAAGGCCCAGGGUUCACUGCAUGUGGUCAUUUUCAGGGGUGUACUUAGAUUUUCGUCUUUGGCUUGGAUCAAAUCAGACCUUCCACCCAUUAAAUCCCGAAUUGCAAAAUUUGGCUUUUGAUCCCAUUCUAAUUAGUAUUUUGCUGAUGGAUCAAAGAUUUGACUUGAUUUUGCCCUUAGUGUGCCUGUGAAGCAAGUUAGUUGGGCAUAAGUGAUGUAACUGUGGAAAAUGAUUGCAAAUGUAAGUCUUUUACCAUGGAGAAUGUGAUAAAAGUUCCCCAGAGGGUACUUUCUCUUAACGGAGCCCUACACAUUUCCUUUUCUAUUUACCUUUAGCAUGUGUUUUCUCUGCUUUGACAGGUUAA
This is a messenger RNA of Anguilla rostrata (American eel), 2299 nucleotides long. RefSeq names its product microtubule-associated protein, RP/EB family, member 1b (gene mapre1b). Gene Ontology annotation, molecular function: microtubule plus-end binding. Gene Ontology annotation, biological process: protein localization to microtubule; regulation of microtubule polymerization or depolymerization; spindle assembly. The record is from RefSeq and is a predicted model, not a curated record. The transcript is spliced from 8 exons. Gene Ontology annotation, cellular component: spindle midzone; microtubule plus-end; microtubule organizing center. The coding region runs from base 196 to 1026 and encodes 276 amino acids. NCBI's taxonomy places the organism in Eukaryota, Metazoa, Chordata, Actinopteri, Anguilliformes, Anguillidae.